CUAUGGCAAGAGGUUUUCAAGGAUCCUGACUUACAGUCUCUUAGUGCCAGGCUUCAGACGACUAUUUUGUCAGCGAGGGCUCCCGCGACAGUUAGCAUGUAUGACAGAGCGUUCAGGAGGUGGAAGGAAUUUGCAUUAAGCAAGCACGAACUUUCUUAUUUACCUGCUAAUCCUAUGCAUGUAGCUGUUUAUUUACAAUAUGUUUUAGAAUCUACAAGAUCGAGCAGUUCUGUGGACACUGCGUUUUACAGCAUUAAGUGGGCACACGAAUCAGCUGGUCUUGUAUCCCCUACAGAUAAUCCUUUAGUUAAAGGGUGCGGGAGGCGGCUGAAAGAAUUUUAGGAGCUAAGAGGUGUCAUAGGAAAGAACCUUUGUCUAUUGAAAUCAUCAAAGAUAUUAUCUCUGCCGCUGAUUUAUCUAAUACUCUUCAGCUGAGGAAUAUUUGUCUUUAUGUUCUUUGUUAUGCGGGGUUUUUUAGAUCGGAGGAGGUCACCAGUAUU
Molecule: messenger RNA, 500 nt
Organism: Porites lobata
Lineage: Eukaryota; Metazoa; Cnidaria; Anthozoa; Scleractinia; Poritidae
Source: the annotation of a GenBank genome assembly